GAAUGUUUCGAUUAAGCGUAUUUCACUUGUCUAGUUAGUGUAUGGAUAGUAUCGUUUUAACACAUUUUCCACAAUUUAGGGACGACGCGAUUACGAUUUCUAAUGUUGGUAUAAUUGCAAGAUGGCGUCCGAGAAACCCGGGAGCAUUGAACAAGAGCAAGACCAAUCUUUAACCGAGCUGGAACAAACUUUACUGAGUAUGGAAAAUUUAGAUAGAGCUUCCCCCGAAAUAUGGCCCGAAAAAUACCCAGGUAUGACAGAUUUCAUUAACAGUUUUACACCACCAAGUACAGUGAAGUUACCUUAUUCUAGACAAUUAAAUCAAGAGGAUCAGAAUUACUUGCAUCAAUUAGCUGCACUUCCAACAGCAGGACUGAUUUCAAAAGUCAAGGAAUUACACGAUAUUGCUUACCAGUUGGGUCAAGAGGAAUCAAAAGAAGUAACAAGGGGAAAAUAUUUAAAUUUGUUUAAACCUCGAAGACAAAAAUGAUCUCAACAAAUGAGGGUAUUAAUAGUGAAGGUACGCUGCCAGUUUAUUGGCAAUGAAGUAUUUCAUUAAACAGUUGAUAAAAUGAACAGUGGUAUGUAAUUUGUGGAGUUUACUUUAUCGUUCUUUUAUAUAAUGAAUCUUACCAAAUUUUGUUACACCUUUUAAAUGUUGACGGAAUGAUUUCCUUUUAUAAGAUUGCAUUUACUUAAUUUUUAUGUUAUAUUAGGACAGAAAGUGUAAAAAGUUUAUGGUUGACGUGAUUUAAGUACAAACUUUAUAUUUGUAUAAAAAUAAACAGUGAAAUUUA
Zophobas morio is the source of this 797-nucleotide messenger RNA. It is a transcript of the gene lin-52, whose product is annotated as protein lin-52 homolog. Gene Ontology annotation, biological process: regulation of DNA-templated transcription. The transcript has 4 exons. The record is from RefSeq and is a predicted model, not a curated record. Lineage: Eukaryota; Metazoa; Arthropoda; Insecta; Coleoptera; Tenebrionidae. Gene Ontology annotation, cellular component: DRM complex. The coding region runs from base 122 to 490 and encodes 122 amino acids.